AUUUUCAGUAAUUAGUUUUUUAGAGAGAGAAAUAGUGUAGUCUUCAUAAAUAGAUAAUUUUUUUAGUAAAACGCUAAAAAAAGCAAAAAAGUAACAGAAAAAAAUUUAUUUAGUCGAGAAUUAGAUGCCUAGAACAAAAAAGUGUAAAAGGCUAAUUAGAAUUCAAUGCUGCAGUUAUCAAAAAAGAACUAUCGCUAAAUUGCAUUAAAAAUACAAUGAAAUUAAAAGCCUCCAGGCAUUCUGAACACCAUAUCACUAGAAGAAAAUUCAACUUUAGUUUUCGUCAGUAUUCGUAGAUCUGUGCUAUUAUAAAUCAAAGGCUUAGCUAAGAGAACUCCUGCAGUCAACUCAGAUUAUUUUAUUAAUUUAUAAAUAAAGCCAGUAACAAUCAAAGAUUCCUGAUAUAGAGCAGCAAGUCAAAACUAGUAUAUUAGUGCUCAGUGCAAGAGCUAGGUAAAACAGGUAUGUUCGUUCCUGUAAAUGAGACUUGACAAAGACAAAAAACUAUAUUUUGCUAAGACUGUGUCAUUCAAGGAAAACGUUUGAGCCGGCUUUUGAGCACCACACGUUACUCCUAUCAAGGUUAAGAAAAUAAUACCUGAACAGUUUCAAGUGUUAUGCCCCUGAAGUUUCACCUACUUCGACAAUGACUAACCAGGUGUGAUCAGCUGACUGGAUCUACAGAUUUCCUUCAGAUUCUUGCAAAAGCAAACUUGCUUUCACGCCAUCGAGAGAUAAGAAGACAGACGUAGCCUACUCAAAUUCAAAAAUUUGUGACAAGUGCCCCGUGAACCAUGAUGACCCCGGAGGGCCACAAGGCAGACCAGAAUGGCGCUGCCACCAACGUGGGGAAAAGUGAGGGACACGAAACAGAGACCAACGGGGACGCCGGGGGAGCUGGAGUCCUAGGGCACGCGAAGGAACUGUGCGUCAACAAGAUGGGGCACACGAUGGUGCCAAGAAUGGAAGGUGGAGCGGCCAAAUUUCGAGAUCUGUUCUGGCAGCACCGCCUCCCCACCAUCACCUACUGCGCCGUCUUCUGGUCGUUCGGGAUGUGCGUGGCCUUCCUGGGACCUACGCUCCUGGAGCUGUCCUGCCGCAUCUCGUCUGUGUUCAGCGCCAUGUCCUGGAUCUCCUUCUCCCAGUCUCUCUUCACACUCAUCGGUUCAGCCUGCGGAGGUCUGCUAAUCCAAAGGUUGGGAAAUCACGUGGUUCUCUUGAUAUCGACAGUCAUGCUCUCGAUAACGCUAGCCACCAUCCCAUUCUGCUCGGUCUUGGGAUGGCUAGCGGUGGUUUUGGCUACCAUGGGCUUCUUCAUGGGGACCAUUGACACCGUGGCAAAUAUCUCCAUGAUCCAGCUGUACGGAGUCAACGUUGCUCCUUUCCUGCAGGCUUUGCACUUCUUCUAUGGACUGGGUGCCUUUCUGUCGCCGAUGAUCGCGGAACCAUUCUUGCAGAACAAGGCUUGCAACGACUCCGACUCCAGCGCCGAAAAGUAUCACAAAAUCCAUCUGAAUAUGCCAGCAAAUAUAACUCAACCGUUGCAUCAUCCUAAUGACACUCAAUCAGACUCAGAAAUCCAGUACGCCUUCUGGAUUCUGUCUGGCUUCCAGGUGCCAGUGAUCCUCCUCCUGGCGGUACUCUUAGUCCGGGAGAUGAUGGGCCUCGACAACACAGGGCCCGACCCCCCUGAAGCUCCCCCCAACGUCGAGGGCAACAAGGAGCAGUACGAGAUGCACUUGACCGGGGGAGUCACCGUCAAGGUUAAGGACGACGAAGAUCGACCCACUGUGACCCGCGAACAGGUCAUCAUGGUGGCCACCCUCACUGCUGCCAUGCUGUUUCUCUACGACGGUCUUCAGUCUGGCUAUGGAUUGUAUGUGUUCUCGUACGCAGUGAAGAGCAUCGCUGGCAUGUCAAUGAACGAAGCCGCUUACCUGAACGCUUGCUUCUGGGGCACCUUCGCCUUCGGUCGACUUGUCUCCAUCGGGAUUGCUACCAAACUCGCCCCGUCCUUCAUGCUGCUGUGCAAUAUUUGCGGAUGUCUAGUGGCGAUGGUGUUGAUGCUGUGUUUCAGCCACAACCACAGCGUCCUGUACGUCGGGACCUGCAUCUUCGGGACCUUCCUCUCGUCCGUCUACCCUACAGCUGUCACCUUGGCGGAGACUUAUAUACACGUCACUUCUUUCAUGACGAGUAUUUUGGUGGCCACAGCAGCUUCUGGUGAGAUGCUUAUUCCUGUCAUCAUAGGCCAUGAAUUUGCCGCCUUUGGUCCAACCAGCCUGCUCGUCACUGGGGUCGUCAUGACACUCCUGUCAAUAGUGCUCUACGUCGCGCUCUACUUGGUUGCUCAGACAAUCGUUCGACAGUCUUCGGAACAGGGUAUAUUCAAGCGGUUCCAGGUCAUUCUUCUAAGAAAGAAGGUCGAUGAAACUGAAGACAGUGGUCUGAUGAAACACCACGUGAAGUACUAUUCCAGGAUGAAGCGCGACCUCUCUGAAUCUUCGGUGGGAGACGAGGGCGCAGUGAAUGAUCCAACGGGAGAGACCAAUAAAACAUCCUCUCCAACGCAGCUUUAAAGAAGAAACCAACACCAUACCAGAAUCGUUUUCUUUCCCGACAAUACGACUAAAUAUUACACAGACCAUGAUAACCGCAGAGGGAAGAAGGCUGAACUUCGCCGAACAAGAAGGCGACGUAAGCAAUAAGAUUAUUGAUGUCGAAACAAAGAUUCGGUUCCUGUGUGUGUAGAUACGUUAUGUACAUAUUGAUUGCAGGAAUGACUGUGGAUAUUUGUGUCUUCUCGAGGAAAAUAUUUGCUGGUUGUAGUUACAAGAAUAUGUCAAAGUAAGGAGUCAUUAAUGUGAAGAUUCAAGGAAUUAACAAUUACGAAGGAACAAGUAACUUUUUCUGACAUUAGUGACGUGAUAAGUCCUUGAUACACUUUUCAUUGUAGACGAGGGUGUCGAAAGGGAGGGAAGUUAGGCUAACCGUAUAUUUCCCAUUUCUAAUAUAAAUUCCAUCGUUGCUUUUGUGCUGUAACUUUCUCUUAUACAUGUUACUGAUGCUGUUUUAGGGGCGAAUAAGGAACCCCAUUUUUCUAUUCUCGUCAAUACCUGCAAAUGUAACUAGCAUUGUUUGUACAGUGAUAUUAGUGUAAAGAUUUUAUCUUGUUAAAAUAAUGUUACGAUGUACUCGUAUUACAGCAAUAAUGUACUAGUACCUUUUGACAUUCUGCAAGGAUUCGUUUCUUUUUAUUCUAUUUAUUAAUACCAGGCAACGAUUCAAUGUACUAGAAUAAUGGUACUUGAUUUGCCGUCCUGUUUUUACUCUUUGUUUUUGAUUCUGUUGAUUAACAGUUAGAAAUCUUUCCUUAAGAUUUUUUUGGUAAAAAAACAUAAAUGAUAAUGAACAAAAUAAAAUAUAAUAAUACAAACAAAAUAGGUAUAAUAGGUUCACAUAUACACAAAUAUGCAUGAAACAUAAAUAGAGGUAUACAACAUAAUAUAUAUAUAGUACAUCUUUUGUACAUGUAUGUAGAUAUGUACAUCUAAAUACAUUAAUAUAUAUAUAUAAUGUAUAUAUAUAUAUAUAUAUAUAUAUAUAUAUAACCUUGUAAAUAUAUUGUGGUACGUAUGUAUGUGCUCAUAUGUGCAAGUAAUAAUUGUGUACAUGCAUGUACCUGUGUAAGCUUGCUUACAUUAACAUGUAGUGUACAAUAUAGAAACAUAUAUUUAAUACCAUUGUGGUAUUUCCCUGUAUAUAUGUACAUACAGUACUUAAAACGCUAUAUAUCAAUAUGUGUGUAGCCUUUCAAACUAUAUUUUGGAUUUUUUAUUAAAUAAGAUAAACCCUGUUAUAGAUUUCCAAGGAUGUCUUUGUUCUACUGUACACUACAUUAAAUUAUUCCUG
This is a messenger RNA of Macrobrachium nipponense, 3912 nucleotides long. RefSeq names its product major facilitator superfamily domain-containing protein 4A-like. Gene Ontology annotation, biological process: transmembrane transport. NCBI's taxonomy places the organism in Eukaryota, Metazoa, Arthropoda, Malacostraca, Decapoda, Palaemonidae. The transcript has 12 exons. The record is from RefSeq and is a predicted model, not a curated record. The coding region runs from base 795 to 2579 and encodes 594 amino acids.